Oldenlandia corymbosa var. corymbosa is the source of this 2851-nucleotide messenger RNA. NCBI's taxonomy places the organism in Eukaryota, Viridiplantae, Streptophyta, Magnoliopsida, Gentianales, Rubiaceae. The record is from the annotation of a GenBank genome assembly.
CAAAUUCCUGUAAAUCCAGAGGUAAUUAUGUUUAAAACUGAAGUCAUUACAUAUUUUAUAAAAAUACAAAAUUUAUAUAAAAAUGUCUAAAUGUGUAUGCCUUUCCCGUCCAUCGGACGGGUCUAAACACCUAGUUAUGCCUACUCUAGUGUCUCUACUUUUAUAUUCUUUACCAUCUCUCAAUUAAAUUCUAUGGCUUGAUUAUUAACUUUAACUUCUAAGAAUUCUGAAGAGUGGUUGAUAAUUUUCCACAAACUUCAACAGAAGUUUAUAUCAUUAUGUAAUAAUCAAACCCAUGAUAUAGCAGACAAAUGAAAAGGAUCUUUUUUAAUUCCUUGAAUUUUUAUUUUAAUUUGUGGAUUGGGGAAAAAGGUUCCCGGGAGAAAAGAACAAAAACAUUAAAUUUUCUACGUGAGGUCCAAAUACAUGGAAGUAAAUAGCCACACAGGAAAAAAAAAAAAAAAGAAUUAAGAGGGCGGAGAUAAAUCAACUAAUAUCCACCAAAAUUUUUAGGAAAAAGUAACAUAAAAAUAGUCCCGUUAUAAUUGGUAAAUUUAUCUCCAUGGAUUCACCUAAGUCUAAUUCCGUCAUUUUUCGUCCAUUUACUAGAAACUCCAUACUCCUUAUGGACUUGGUGUGUCCCUGACAUUGUCUGAAAUUUACACCCAAAAUUCCUUUUGAUUAAAAAUUAUACUCAUUCGGUUCCAAAAUUAUUGUUCUUCAUUUUUAGUAUAAUUUGUAUUAAAAAUGAAAAUUCAAAUCAAACUGGAUAAUAAUUAUGAGACUGAAGAAAAAUAUAAGUAAGAGAGUAGUAAAAAGAGAAUUAAUCUAAUUUGAGUGGAGAACUGGAGAUUGUAAAUACAAUAAAAAAAAAAAGAAUUAAAAUGUUUGAAAACGAGAGAAAAAAGCGGAAAAGGAGGAGCAGUGGCCAGCCACGAAGAAGGAAGAAAGGAAUGAAGAGGUGAGAAGACUAAUGAUAGCCUCCACCCACGACGUGUCAUCCCCGCCCGUGCAUCCACACUGUUGAUUGAUUUUAAUCCAACGCAAACUCUACCGGAGGGAUUUUUUGCCAUUCUCUGAUUCUCUCUCCCAUUGUCGUUUGAGGUUCUCCACAAGGUGAUUUUCUUGUCACCCAAACUUUUUCAGUUUCAAUUUCCUUUUUUCGUUUCCGUAGAUCUAUCAAUUUUUUUGGAAUUGUAGUUUUGUUGAACAUAGCUUUUGAUCUGUGUAAUUGUAGCUGACGUCUCAUUUUGAUUCGUAACGGUUCCUGCGUACAUGCAAUUCUCUAUUUAGUUGUAGAUGUCGAACAAGUCCAUGAUGUUAUUUCCGCACUUGCAAUGCUAGUACUUAAAUUUUGAUGGAUCUUUCGUAUAGAUUAGGAAACUAAUGCUUUGUUGGGAAAUAAAAGAGAUCUUUGAUUACAGUGUUGAAUUAGAUUCUCAACUUUGGCGAUUAAUUUUUUCCUUACUUUAUGAGAGGAUUCUGUUCUUAAUUGAGUGGCAUUUGGUAUGAAAUGAUUUCUUUUCCCCUUUUCAAGAAUGUUUGUUGUAUGUACCGUCUAGUGGGUUUGAUUUUGCUUCCACUGCAGUCUGAAUGAAUUUAUUUUGUUGACUAGGAUACUUUGUUGCAAAGAUUUUAAACAGAUAACAUACACUAGAGUAAUACUUAGGCAACAUUUUUACUAAUGCUGCUGUUCUUGUUUAGGGUAUAGCAUAAAAUGGCAGACGGAGAGGACAUUCAGCCACUCGUGUGCGACAAUGGGACAGGAAUGGUUAAGGCUGGAUUUGCUGGAGAUGAUGCUCCACGAGCUGUGUUCCCAAGCAUUGUUGGUCGUCCCCGUCACACUGGUGUGAUGGUGGGCAUGGGCCAAAAGGAUGCCUAUGUGGGUGAUGAAGCUCAAUCGAAGAGAGGUAUCUUAACUCUCAAAUACCCCAUUGAGCAUGGUAUUGUUAGCAAUUGGGAUGACAUGGAGAAGAUUUGGCAUCACACCUUCUACAACGAGCUUCGUGUAGCCCCUGAAGAGCACCCUGUCCUCUUAACAGAGGCACCUCUUAAUCCUAAAGCUAACCGUGAAAAGAUGACUCAGAUCAUGUUUGAGACCUUCAACACCCCUGCCAUGUAUGUUGCCAUCCAGGCUGUUCUGUCCCUGUACGCUAGUGGCCGUACUACUGGUAUUGUGUUGGACUCUGGUGAUGGUGUCAGCCAUACCGUCCCCAUCUAUGAGGGUUAUGCCCUGCCACAUGCCAUUCUUCGUCUCGACUUGGCUGGCCGUGAUCUAACCGACCACUUGAUGAAGAUCCUUACGGAGCGUGGUUAUUCCUUCACAACCUCCGCAGAACGGGAAAUUGUGAGAGAUUUGAAGGAGAAGUUGGCUUACAUUGCCCUUGAUUUUGAGCAGGAGAUAGAGACUUCAAAAACUAGUUCUUCUGUUGAGAAGAGCUACGAACUCCCCGAUGGUCAGGUAAUUACCAUUGGUAAUGAGCGUUUUAGAUGCCCUGAAGUCCUCUUCCAGCCUUCAAUGAUUGGUAUGGAAGCAGCUGGAAUUCACGAGACCACAUAUAACUCCAUUAUGAAGUGUGAUGUCGACAUAAGGAAGGACCUUUAUGGCAACAUUGUGCUCAGUGGUGGUUCCACCAUGUUCCCGGGUAUUGCUGAUAGGAUGAGUAAGGAAAUUACAGCCUUAGCUCCAAGUAGCAUGAAGAUCAAGGUGGUUGCACCUCCUGAGAGGAAGUACAGUGUCUGGAUCGGAGGCUCCAUCCUGGCGUCACUCAGCACCUUCCAACAGAUGUGGAUUGCUAAGGCUGAAUAUGAUGAAUCAGGUCCUUCCAUUGUGCAUAGAAAGUGUUUCUAA